Desarmillaria tabescens is the source of this 1512-nucleotide messenger RNA. Its product is annotated as cytochrome P450. Bases 1 to 1512 code for a protein of 503 amino acids. The transcript has 10 exons. Lineage: Eukaryota; Fungi; Basidiomycota; Agaricomycetes; Agaricales; Physalacriaceae. Gene Ontology annotation, molecular function: iron ion binding; monooxygenase activity; oxidoreductase activity, acting on paired donors, with incorporation or reduction of molecular oxygen. The record is from RefSeq and is a predicted model, not a curated record.
AUGCCCCUCAUGGAACCCCAAGCUAUCCUUGCUGCCCUCGUCUUUGCAGCUACUCUUCUAGCUGUAGUAUACACCCGACUACGACGUUCUCAUUCUGGCCUACCCUUACCCCCAGGGCCGCCUAGCGACUCGAUAUUCGGGACAUCGUUUCAAUCUGAGUUCUUCUACCGACAUUUCGAACGAUGGACACAGGAGUAUGGCCCAGUAUUCUCGUUCAGGCAAGGUUUGAGGACCAUCGUCGUCGUCGGACGGUUUCAGGCGGCUGUAGACAUCAUGGAGAAGGAAGGUGCAGCGCUCGCUGACCGCCCUAGGUCCAUCGCUGCUGGAGAGACGUUGUCUGGCGGGAUGCGCGUUCUUCUUACUCCGGCCGGCGAGCGAUUCAAGAAGAUGCGAAGGGCUCUGCAUUCUCAUCUCCAGCCAAAGAGCGUCGCCUCGUACUCACCGAUCCUCAUGAGAACCGCAAGGCAAAAUAUGUUGGACAUCAUCCAGGAUCCGGAGAGGCACCAGGACCACGCAAAGCGCUAUGCCGCCGCCGUGGUGAUGGCUUUAGCAUACGGCAAGGUCCCUCCUUCGUACGAGGACCCCGAGGUUCAGUCCGUCAAUCGAUGCCUCACGCGACUUGGACUGACGAUGCGAGCUGGAGCCUGGAAAGUAGAUAUUCUUCCAUUGCUGAAAUUCGUACCGGGAUAUCUGAGGCCGUUGAAAGACGGCCAUGCCGAGGAACUAGGUCUCUUUAAGAAUCUCCUUCAAGAAGUUCGGGAUCAGAUCGCAAGAGGCGAUGAAGUUCCGUCUUCGUUUGGGAAAUACCUCAUAGAGCGGCAGAAUGAAUACCAGCUCAACGACGAUGAGACGGCCUAUCUUGCUGGAAGCAUGUUCGGAGCUGGCAGCGACACCACAGCAUCGGCGAUUAGUGUGGCUGUCAUGGCUGCAACAUGCUACCCUGAGACACAGAAGAAGGUCCAAGAGGAAUUAGAUGCGGUAAUCGGAAGAGACAGACCACCGACAUUUGCCGAUCAGGACAUCCUCCCUCAAACGAUGGCGUUCGUGCUGGAGAGUUUCCGAUGGAGGCCCGUGACGUCUGGUGGAUUCCCACAUAAAGCAACGCGGGAUAUCAUCUGGAAUAACUACUGCAUACCAAAAGGAGCUUCUGUGAUAGGUAACGUGUGGUCUGUGGGACGAGACCCUGCCGUCUUCCCAGAUCCGGAGACAUUUAAACCCCAACGGUGGAUCGCGGAGGAUGGGACGUUGCGAGAUGACAUUCGGUCAUAUCCAUUCGGUUUUGGUCGAAGAGUAUGUCCUGGACAACACAUAGCCACGGCAUCGACAUAUAUCAACACAGCGCUGACGCUGUGGGCGUUUAACCUUCGCGAGGAUGAGAAGGAGAAGGUUGAUACCCUAGCGUUUACGGAGAGUGCGAAUGCGCAUCCGAUGCCGUUCAAGGUUCUGUUUGAGCCCCGGCUAGCGGGUGGAUGGGAUGCUGUGAGGGAGGCAUUUGAGACGUAUGGGAUGUGA